Ruditapes philippinarum (Manila clam) is the source of this 1811-nucleotide messenger RNA. Its product is annotated as UBA-like domain-containing protein 1. Gene Ontology annotation, molecular function: protein binding. The record is from RefSeq and is a predicted model, not a curated record. Bases 77 to 445 code for a protein of 122 amino acids. The transcript has 3 exons. NCBI's taxonomy places the organism in Eukaryota, Metazoa, Mollusca, Bivalvia, Venerida, Veneridae.
CAAGUGCACGCUUUACUUCCUGUCAAAAAUAUCAACACACAGAGAAGGGGGAGACAUUAAAAUUUACCCCAAACAAAUGAAAAUAAUGGACGGAUUAAAGCAGCAAGUUAUGAUGAACCAAUUUAUGUUUGCAACAGGAUGUCAAAUAGAUCAAGCAAAACACUUUCUAGUCGCUUCUAAAUGGCAGUUCGAGAGUGCUCUUAGUAUGUUCUUCCAAGAAUCAUCAGUACCGACUUGUCGAACGUGUAAUGGGAAUCAUGCUAGUGGAAAUUAUUCGUUAUGUGCACCUGCAAAUACUCCUGCCACACCUCCAAAUUUCCCAGAUGCUCUCAUGGCCCUGUCUAAAUUAUCAACAGCAGAAAAGUUCAGUUCAUCUCCAUAUGCUACAUCACCAACACAAGUUGCACAUUCACCCCAUGCUAUGGAAGUUGAAGCCCAGAGAUAAAUAUGUUACGCAUGGCAGGCAUUUAUUCAGUGAAAAAUAUGUUAAGUGCACACAAGUGAAAGUUCUGUGACAAGCACUCAGUUGAGUUUUUCUCUGAUUUCCUUCAUAGAUUUAAGAUUUUCAGAGAUGCAAUUAGACAUAAAUUGCAUUUGGGAAAAACAAUGAGUGGAUAGGGUUUGAAAGUUGUGUACAUGUAUGUAGGUCCAGUUGAUAUUUGGAUAAGUUUUUUCUCAGAGUUUUGUUUCCUGGAGAACUUGUGUUUGUUUGUAUUUUUGUCACUUGUCUGUAAAUCUUGUUUGGUACUGAAGUUUUGCAUUAAUGUAUUUGGCAGGUUUAACCUGUAUCAUUAAUUUGAAUUCAAACAUAACUAGUUGGUUUACUCUAAGGUGGAUAAAAAGCAAUAAUGAACAAACCUAUUUUUUGAUCUUCUGACCUGGGUAAAAUAACAUAUUUGACUGCAUGUUUAAAAGAAGUACAAUGAACAUUUUAACUAUUUAAGAUAUAAUUUGCUUGAGUCAUUUGUGGACAGGUGCAUUUUUAUGUAUGAAAACUGGCUUCAGGUAAACUUUAGAGCAGCAAAUCAUGUUAAAAUGUGAUGUAUUUACUCAGGUUUAUUUUUCACUGUAUCUCAAGCACAUGUCUGCCUCUCUUGAUAUAUAUACAUAUAUAAAUACAUACAAACUCAUCAAAACUUAAGAAGGGGUCAGGGCCCAUGACUUGUGUUAACUUACCAUUUUUUGGCCUUGACCUCUCAUCUGAAUUGAAUGAAUGAUUGAUGUUUACAUUUUUGUCAUUUGAAUUAGGUAAUUAAACUGCCAUUCAUUGAUUCAAGUGACAGUUACUCCCCCUUUUUAUAUUUUUCUUUUGUAUUUUUCAUAUAAUAUUUUAUGACCCAUUUUCCAUUUAUAUACCCAUUAUAACAGUGCUGGACUAGUUAAUAGAAUUGAGUUUAAUACAUUGUCAUUAAAUCACAUCAUUAAGGACAAAACAAAUAGCAAUGGCAUACUUCACCAUUGACUUGUAUACAUUGUCUCUUUGAAUAUAUUAUUCAUUAAUCAUGUGUAAAUAGUUGUUAAUCUUGUUUUUUUUUUCAUCAUUUAUUUCAAUUUUGUCUUCAUCCCAGACAUAUAUUAUAUAUAAAUCACUGGCAACUAACGAUUUCUGUAGUGUCUAUAAGUAAUUACCAUUUAAACAUGUUUUAUUGAUGUUUUGUAAUUUCUUCUCUUUAUUUUGUACAGAAUAUGGUAUAUAAAUUAUGUGGUAAUGUAGCUUUGUUAAAAACCUUAAAUAUGAUGUGAAGUCAGUAAACUAUGAUGUAAAAAAAAUGAAAAAAAAAAGUCCUAAAUAUAGGAUAUUUAUUGUUAAA